Molecule: messenger RNA, 666 nt
Organism: Capsicum annuum
Lineage: Eukaryota; Viridiplantae; Streptophyta; Magnoliopsida; Solanales; Solanaceae
Exons: 2
Coding region: 1-666 (221 amino acids)
Source: RefSeq, a predicted model, not a curated record
AUGUCGAAGAAGAAACUUGUUGAAGCUGACACCGUUGAAGUCACCCAUGGGUGUAGUGCUAUCAUGAGUAGCAAAAUUAUGGAAAAGAAAGAGGACCCUGGGGCCUUUACCAUUCCAUGCACCAUCGGGACACAUAAGUUUAAAAAAACUUUAUUUGACCUUGGUGCGAGUAUUAAUAUCAUUCCCUUUGCAAUAUAUCAGAGGCUUGGAUUGAGUAUCCCCACUCCAAAAUCGAUGAAGAUUUUGAUGGUGGACCGGUCCAUAAAGAAAUCGAUUGGUGUUUUGUUCAACGUAUUGGUGAAAGUGGAUAAAUUCAUAAUUGUAGCAGAUUUUGUGAUGUUAGAUUGUGAUAUGGACCAAGAGGUGCCUAUUAUCCUUAGUCGACCUUUUUUUGCUACUGGAAGGGGCAUUGUAGAUUUGGAGCUUGGGGAAAUGAGGUUUAGAGUCCAUAAUGGUGAAGUGUCAUUUCAGGUGGGAAAAAUAAAGAAGCAACCCAUGAAGCUUAAGGUGGCGUCAACGAUAGGUGUUGAGGUUGAGAAAGUGAAGAAUGGGAUUGCCUUAUGGAAGAUUACAACCAAGUUUGCUUUCGAGAGAGGAAUUUGCUUGGAUAAAGUGAUGGAAAAGCUUCCAGCAUUUCAUGACAGGCUAGUGGCCACUGGAUGGUAG